AUGGCGAGCCGAAUGUCGAUGUAUUCGAUGGCGUCAGAGGCUCUGGGCGGCCCUCAGCCUACCCAGAUGUCAACCACGACUCUCCUGAAUGCCAUCCACAACAUCUACCUGUCAUCUCAGCCUUACCAACUUGACGCCAGUACCAGUCUCGUCGUUAACACAUGGCUCACAGCUGCUCAGGCUGGUGCUACUGUUGACCCUACCCUCGCUGCUCGAGCUUGGGAGCAUGCUAGGCGCCGUGCCGAGGAUGGUUGUGUGAUCCUGGGGUCGCUUCAUCAGUCAACUCCCUCGCUCGUUGUCCCCUUUCUCAACACUUUCCCGUUUGCUAUUCCCGCUUCCAUCUACAAGUCCUUGGAAGCCGUACGACCGUUCCUCCGAUGUGUCACUCCUUACAACGCUUCGGCACCGAGACAAAUUGCGCUCGGUGUUACACUGACCAUGAGCCUGGGUGGAAAUGUCACAGGAGCUUCUCUGGCAUUGUCUCAAGGCGGUAUCGAUACCGAGAACGGGUUACUCAACGUUCCCGCCGAGGCAGGCUACCGUGCUUUUGAUGUGUUUUACUACCUCUUGACAUCAGCAUCUACACCCGCCGAGAGAGAAUUUCUGGGCCUCAAGUCACCUUCAGCAUACGCACUCCUCGCUCGCUCUGCCACUUACGAGCCACCAUCUUACCUCAUUACUGCCGACGACGCUGCGGCUGCUGACGACUUCCGCCAGGCAUUGAAGGAGAUUGGCAUCAAGGGUUCUUCCCACCGUAACUUCAUUUCCACAUUAGCCGGUCUCCUCAAGCUCGGCAAUACUCUUGAUUACGACGCCGACUCGGACGAUUUCGAGGAGAUCUGCGAAGAUGUUAGUGGACUGCUUGGUAUGGAACCCGAGGUGCUCAUGCAGCAGCUGAGCACUGAGGACCGACGAGCACUUGUCGGUGGCUUGUACGAGGCUCUCGUCGACUGGGUUAUUUCCAAGGCCAACAGCGCUAUUGCUGCUCAGAUGACUCGCAUUCGAGAUGGCGAUGAGUCUGUAGAUGGCCGCGGUGUCCAGACCCCAAACUCAAACGAGGAUGGCGACACCGUAUCCAUCACGGUUGUCGAGGUGCCUGAGCCUUCCUUAGGAAAGGCUUUGGCCAUGCGCACCAUUUUCGACGAUACUAUCGGCAUUAACGCUGAAAUGAUCGAGGACGGCGUGGAGGUCCACACUGUUGGAUCAUCUGUUGUUCGUGAAAUGCAACAGGCCGUUGCCGAUGUUGGACCUGACCUGGGUAUCAUGACUGGUCCUCAAGGUCGGGAUCGUCAGCACGAAAUUGAGAAGCGAGAGGUUAUUCUAGAGAAGGUCGCGUAUGCUUCUGAAGACGAUGGUUUCUUGAAGAAGCUCUUGUUUCCUGUUCAAGGCGAGGGCAUCAGCCUUGGUCGCGCUGGUCGAUUCGAUCUUCCUGCUCUCCUCAGCGCUAGCCGCACUUGGUUCCAUCUUUGCCUUCAUCCUACGGAUGAUUCGCCUGCGAACUUGGCUACGCUCCCUGCCAUCACUUCGGCGUGGUCAGCUGGCACCAUCUCUCGACAGCUUCGCUCCUGGAGACUUCCUGAGUGGGCCAACCGCCGCAACAGAAACCUUGAUUACACUGCCGAUUUCGACGUCGAUGAGUUCGUCGGCCGAUACGGAGCCCUCGGUUGCAAGGACGGCAAGGAUGGUAUUGAGACCUGGAUGUUGGAGAGAGGAUGGAGCAAUGGUGAAGUCUUCAUUGGCAAAGAACGAAUCUGGGUCCGAGAAAGUCCUUGGUGGGAGGCUGAGAGCAUGCUCGAUAUUAAGCCUGCUCACAGUCUGCAGAGCAUUGGUCAAAAUCCUUUUACAUCAGGCUUUGACACAAGCUACUCUGCCCAUCCUCCUAACGGCAGCGGCUUCUUCCCACCUCCUGUUAUGGCCAACAGCCUGAACAGUAGCCAUGAUCAGCUCAUGCCUACCCACACCCGGAACUUCAGCCAAGGAAACAUGAGCCAGGCUACGUUGAACCAGCACCAGAACAUGAACCUCCAGUCUGCUCCUUCGAUCGCUCCAUCAGCAAUGCGCAACGUCCAGAACACUGGUGAUUAUGGUCUUGGGGCCAAGGGUGAUACUUACAAGGGCCAAGUUUACUACAACGAGGAUGGCGAGUUCACUGGCAUGUUGGAUUCUGAUCUUGCCAAGGAUAAGAAGAUCGAAACUAAGCCACUCACAUUCGGUCGUCGGGCCUGGAUCGCUUUCGUCUGGGCUUUGACUUUCUGGAUUCCAUCUCCUCUUCUCAAGUUCGUUGGCCGUAUGAGACGACCCGAUGUUCGCAUGGCUUGGCGUGAGAAGUUCGUCCUUUUCUUCCUCAUCAUUCUCAUCAACGGUUUGGUUAUCUUCUGGAUCAUCGGGUUUGGCAAGCUUCUGUGCCCCAACUCAAACAAGGCGUGGAACGUCAAGGAGAUAGCCGGCCACGCAGAAGAUGAGAAGGAAUUCUGGGUUGCUAUUCAUGGUAAGGUUUAUGAUAUCACAGACUUUUGGCGACAGCAGCACAGUGAUACCCACAUCAAGGUCACCAAAUCCAACAUGCUACCCACCGCUGGUAUGGUGCUGGACAAUUACUUCAUGCCUCCUCUGAACACGGCCUGCAGAGGCCUUGGUAUCAAGGAAACCACCCAGCUCACUUUCAACGAAACCAUCACACAACCUCUUGCUCAGCAUACUUCUGGCUUCUAUACUCGUGAUCGCACCAGUGCCCUCAAGGAUCCAAACUGGUACUGGGAUAAGUUCCAGCCCAAGAUCAAGGAGUACUACCAUGGUGAUCUCGUAUGGAAAGCCAGCAAGAUCAAGAGCGAGGGUGAGAACGAUCAGCAUAUGUGGGCCAGGUACGGGAACCAGGUUUAUGACCUGACGGAUUACUUGCACACUCUUGAGAUCAACGACAAUUUCGACUCUUACAAGUUCCUCAACCAGGAUAUGGUCGAUUUGUGGACGAACAGUCCCGGCACCAACAUCAAGAAGGACCUUGAUAAUCUCAUUGCCAACGCCAAGAACGAGACUGUUGCCGCCGACCUCAAGAACAGUUGGAUAUGUAUCCAGAACAUUGGAUUCAAGGGUAUUGUCGAUUUCCGUGAUUCCGCUCGAUGCCAGGUCAACAACUAUCUUCUUCUCGCGUUUGCUGUCAUCAUCUGUAUUGUCACUGCCGUCAAGUUCCUUGCUGCUCUUCAGUUCGGCUCCAAGCGACGCCCUUCCCCUCAGGACAAAUUUGUCAUUUGCCAGGUUCCUGUCUACACUGAGGGUGAGGACUCGCUUCGAAACGCUUUGGACUCUUUGACAGCUCUCCAAUACGAUAACAAGCGCAAGCUUAUUUGCGUCAUUUGUGAUGGUGUCGUCGUUGGUCAAGGUAACGAUCGUCCCACGCCCAAGAUUGUUCUCGAUAUUCUUGGAGUUGACCCCAAGGUUGAUCCUCCUGCCCUCCCCUUCAAGUCCGUCGGCGCCAGCAGUGAGCAGCUUAACUACGGCAAGGUUUACUCCGGUCUUUACGAGUUUGAAGGCAACGUUGUUCCCUACAUCGUCGUCGUCAAGGUUGGAAAGGAAUCUGAACAGUCCAAGGCUAAGCCUGGUAACCGUGGAAAGCGUGACUCUCAGAUUCUCCUUAUGAGCUUCCUCAACCGUGUCCAUCAUCGCUCCCCUAUGUCUCCUCUUGAGCUUGAGAUGUUCCAUCAGAUCAACAACAUCAUUGGCGUGGACCCUGAGCUAUACGAGUAUCUGCUGAUGGUUGAUGCUGAUACUUGCGUCGAGGAAGACUCACUCAACCGUCUUGUUGCUGCCUGUGUUCACAACGCUAAAAUUGCUGGUAUCUGUGGUGAGACUGCCCUAGACAACGAUGAAAAGACUUGGUGGACUAUGAUCCAGGUUUAUGAGUAUUUCAUCUCCCAUCAUCUUUCCAAGGCCUUCGAAUCUCUCUUUGGCAGCGUUACUUGUUUGCCCGGAUGUUUCACUAUGUACCGUCUCCGAAGUGUCGACAAGGGUAAGCCUCUUAUCAUCUCUGAUGGUGUUAUCAAGGACUAUUCCGUCUGUGAUGUGGACACGCUUCACAAGAAGAACUUGCUUUCCCUCGGUGAGGAUCGCUACCUCACCACCCUAAUGACCAAGUAUUUCCCCGAGAUGUCCUACAAGUUCAUUCCCGAUGCCCAGUGUAAGACGGCUGCUCCCGAAUCUUGGAGUGUUCUUCUGUCUCAGCGUCGACGAUGGAUUAACUCUACCAUCCAUAACCUGGUCGAGCUUAUGCAGCUUAAGGAGCUCUGUGGUUUCUGCUGUUUCAGUAUGCGAUUCGUUGUGUUCAUUGAUCUUUGCGGUACCAUUAUUCUCCCCUCGACUUGUGUCUACAUGGGUUACCUCAUCUACAUCCUGGCUACCGGCACUGGACCCAUUCCUAUUAUCUCUCUUGCUAUGAUUGGUGCCGUCUACGGUCUUCAGGCUCUUAUCUUCAUUCUCAAGAGACAGUGGCAGCACAUCGGAUGGAUGAUCAUCUACCUCCUUGCUUUCCCCAUCUACUCCUUUAUCCUUCCCCUCUACUCCUUCUGGAACCAGGACAAUUUCUCAUGGGGUAAUACCCGUAUUGUCAUUGGAGAGAAGGGUAGCAAGCAGGUCGUCGCUGUUGAUGACGAAGGCUUCGAUCCCCGCUCUAUCCCCCUGCAGCGUUGGGACGACUAUGCUCUUGCCAACAACCUUCCUGGACGCCGUGGUGGUUACCAGGAGAAGCCCGAAUACUCCUACGGUGACAACUACGAGCUUGAUGAGAUCAAGUCUGUCUACUCUGCUGGACCUCAAGGCUCUGUCUUGACUGGUAUGCCUGGCCGCAACACCUACAUGCCUCCUCAAUCUCCUGCUUUCAACAAUGGCCGCACAUCGACCAUGGGCUUCCAGGAGUCACCCAUGCAGCACCGCCAGUCGAUGUUGUCACUGGGCACAGGUGUCCAUGACAUGCGCAGUCAGUCGCCAUACCAGGACUACCCCGGACAGCACCCCAGUGUUAGCAACCUCCGUGGCCAAGCCAACCUCUCACCUGCCGCAGGUGGUGGUCACAGCCGGUCUGGCACCGCUCUGGGCUUCAACGGUGGCUCUCGCUCACCAAUGCCUGAUGCCAUGCGAUCACAGUCUUCAUUCGAUUUCCAACAUAGCCAUGGUGGUCCUACCGACAUGGCCAUCGUUGAGUCGAUUCGCUCAGUCCUGUGCGAGGUCGACCUCGACACCGUGACCAAGAAGCAAGUCCGUGCUCUAGUGGAACAGCGUCUUCAGACCGAACUUGUUGGUGAACGCCGCACAUUCAUGGAUCGCCAGAUCGAUCAUGAGCUGGAGAACAUGUAA
Fusarium sp. VM40 is the source of this 5346-nucleotide messenger RNA. NCBI's taxonomy places the organism in Eukaryota, Fungi, Ascomycota, Sordariomycetes, Hypocreales, Nectriaceae. The record is from the annotation of a GenBank genome assembly.